Messenger RNA from Carassius gibelio (silver crucian carp), 6790 nucleotides. Its product is annotated as NACHT, LRR and PYD domains-containing protein 1 homolog. Gene Ontology annotation, cellular component: cytoplasm. Gene Ontology annotation, biological process: regulation of apoptotic process; innate immune response; inflammatory response. The record is from RefSeq and is a predicted model, not a curated record. NCBI's taxonomy places the organism in Eukaryota, Metazoa, Chordata, Actinopteri, Cypriniformes, Cyprinidae.
CAUAAUAGAAAACUGCUUUCGGUUUUUCUCUGGCGCCAAGGGAACUGUACAACUUUUCUCUUUAGGUUAAACGAGUUCGGUUAAACAAGCUAAAUUUUACGAUUGCAUGUUAGAUGCGGUAUAUUAAGCGUUAAAAAGUACCUGGCUGAUCGGCAUUUCAUUUUAAUUCGCGGUUCAAGGUCUGUUAUCAGACACGAUGAGCAGCUUUGAGGCCCAGUUUGUGGAUGGCCACUUCGCUGAGCUUGUUCAGAGGGUUACCUCAGUGAUGGCAAUAGCAGAUGAACUAAAGAAUAAGAAAAUGAUACAUAAUGAAAAAUAUUCAGAGAUUAGAGCAGAAAAAACAGACCAGGGCAAAAUGAGAAAGCUCUUUGAAGCACUAAAUGCUGGAGGAGACAGAGUGAAAAAUGACUUCUAUUAUGCUCUGAGAAAUCAUGAACCAUACCUCUUCAAAGAGCUGGGAGGUGGUGAAGCGAUGGAUUACAUCGAUGGCCACCAGAACAACCAGCUACAGUUAAACUGAAGACCGAAGACCUCUGCAACCAAGACACGCAAACAGACAUCACUUGGAAAAUAAGAUGCAGCUGAAGAUGAAGAAAAUUCACACAUUUGAAAAUUGUCACCAGUUAUUCUCCCUAAUGUCACUGAAAACCCACCUUUUCCCAUAAUUACUUUGUGUUCAAUAUGAAUAUAUAUAUAUAUAUAUAUGUGUGUGUGUGUGUGUGUGUGUGUGUGUGUGUGUGUGUGACCAUGGACCACAAAACCAGUUUUCAAAAUUGAGAUGAAUAAAUAAGCUUUCCAAUGAUGUAUGGUUUAUUGGGGUCGGACAAUAUUUAAAUACUGAGAAAAUCUCCUUUAAAUUUGUCCAAAUUAAUUCUUAGCAAUGCAUAUUACUACUCAAAAAUUAAGUUUUGAUAUAUUAACGAUAGGAAAUGUACAAAUAAUCGUCAUGGAACAUGAUCUUUUCUCAAUAUCCCAAUGAUUUUUGGCCUAUUUUUUUUUUUAAAUAAUUUUUACCCAUACCAUGUAUUUUUGGCUAUUGCUAUAAAUAUACCCCAGAGACUUAAGACUGGUUUUAUGGUCCAGGGUCACAGGGUUUUCCUUAGGCAAAAUUUUUUAACCUUUUUAUGCAGUUUUUUAAUGCUAAAAUCACAAUAGUUUAUACAUCAUCAUCCAUAGCUAUUUAGCCAAAUCGUUAUAUUAUAUUUUUGAAUUAAGAAAAAAAAAAAAAUAUAUUGCAGUGCUUGCAAACAUCAUGAUAUUCUGUUACACUGCAAAUUAUACAUUGUGGGUUUUUUCUCUCCAAAUACAGGUGUUGAACUUGUGUUAUAUAUAUAUACACCUACUUUUUUUUUUUUAAGUACACCCACUUUUUAAUACAUUUAUGAUUAAAUUUAAAUCAAGGAAACUCAUCCAUUGACUUGCAUCAGUGAUGUUAUAAUUCUUGUGAAUGGUUAUAUACUUGCUUUUAUGUAAUUUAGAGCUGCAUUUGUAAAGUUGAAUGCAUUUAUAUUCUUCAUUUUCUUUCAAACUGCGUUCAAAUAAUGUGCUUCUCUUUUCACUGGAUUCCCUUCUCAUUGAUAAAUUGAUAGCUUUGUGAAUUGGUUUACACAUUUCAUUUUUAAUUUUGUAAUUUGCAUUACGUUUUCUUACCUGCCAAAUAAUUUAAUUUGAUUAUUCUGGAUACUGAUAUGUCAAAAGAUUGCAAGGUGUCUGAUGUUACUGUACUUCAGAUCUAUCCCCAAGGUUUAAGCAUGAGUCCAUGAUUUGAACGGAGCAAAAAAACAUUUCAGAGAGGACUUUUUCAUUACUUCGGAACCGCAUACUAGCAUAGCCUGUAGGCCUGUGCUCUUAUAUAAAAUAUCUUUCUAGGGCAGGAAUGAUGAGGGACGUUUUGUGUGGAUUUGAAUUCUGCAUCUGUCUUUCUUCUCACUUGAAUGGAUGUAGCUAUAGAACUAGCUUCAGCUACUUAUAAGCAAACAGUAGUUCUGAUAACUGGUAAGAGAGGUGAACUGCGAGGUUGGUUAGUUCUAUAGGGGGAGAUCGGGUUGUUUUAACAUUUUUUUACAUUUCUGUGUGUAUCUUGGAGUUCUUCUAAGCCAGUGCAUUCAAAGUGUCUGCUAUUAAAUGCUGUAGAUGUUAGUCUUCUAAAAAAACAACCAGCCCAAACUUGCCUGGACAUUUGUUUCUCAAAUACAGAACCAGAAAACCACUUGAUCUUCAUUUCUUGAGAUGCAGUCUGAUACCAUGACUGAAAAAAUCUAGUGACCAUAAUGUCUUAAAGGAAUCUUCAGUUUAUUUAGAAUAAAUUAGUGUUAGCUGGGAUGGUUGACUGAAUCUGGAGAGUUUUAGAGUUUAGGCUGCUGUUGUUCUGCCUUGUGCAUGUUUACAGAAAAAUGGCUGAAGCCAGUAUUUCAUGGGAUGAGGAUCGGGUCAUCUGUACAAUCUGUCUGGAUCUACUGAAGGAUCCAGUGACCAUUCCCUGUGGACACAGCUACUGUAUGAAGUGUAUUACAGGUUACUGGGAUCACGAUGAUCAGAAGAGAGUCUACAGCUGCCCUCAAUGCAGACAAACCUUCACUCCAAGCCCUUUGUUAGGUAAAGACAAGAGGACUGAAAAACAGAAAAAAGAAAAAGGACCUACUUAUUGCAUAUGCUUGGCAGCUUCUUAUGAUCUGGACUAUGGUGAAAUUGAAGCGUUCAAGGGUUACUUACAACCUAGACUUACAAGAGAUGACCUACAAAGACAGGUGAUGAAAAUAUAUGGAAGAGGACAGAGCAACAUGAUUUGUUGGUACAAGUCUUCAGUCUUUGACAAAUCUAAGUUAGUGGCAGAGUGUAAUCUUGAUGAACGUGUGUAUCUGGCCUUCUGUUAUACUGAACCAGUGAUCAUUCAGAAGAGCAAAGAGCAGACUGAGAAAUACUAUCGUGAACAUGUGAGGUCUGUGGAUGCUUCAUCUCAUCUGUUAUCAAAUGACAAGAAUCACAGCAUCAGAAUAGACCAGCUGUUCAGUCCGGACAGUGAUGAAAACACACCGAAAACUGUGAUUCUCAGUGGAGAUUCUGGAAGAGGGAAAUCCUUCACGCUACAGAAGAUCAUGUUGGACUGGGCUUCUGGAGAACUUUACUCUGAAAACUUUGAUGUAGUUUUUCUUCUGAAGUUUGAAGAGCUGAAGUGUAUUUCUGAGGAGAUGAGCUUAUUUGAGCUUUUGAGCUGGAGUUGCAGCUUAAAAUCGUAUCAGAUCUCACAGAUACUGGAGUUAACAACACCAGAGAAAGUCCUCUUCCUCAUUGAUGGAAUUGAUGAAUAUGUAUCUCAUCCACCCAGUCAUUCGAUGUUAGUACUCACUAAUCCAUCUCAUAGAGCCCGACCCAUGGACAUUCUUAGGAGCGUGUUAAAGGGAAUCUUGCUGCCUGAGUCAUUCAUUCUUGUCACCACAAGAUCUCUAGCUGCUGAUGCAGUGAUGAACCUCCUCAAGGGUCCUCAGCGUUUCACUGAGAUUAUGGGCUUCUCUGAGAGAGGGGUGCAGGAGUACUUCCAGAAGUUCUUUCAGGAUGAACAGCUCUUCAGGAAAAUGUAUGAGAGAGUGAAGAUAAAUGAAAACCUCCUGACUGCCUGCUCUGUGCCUUUGCUGUGUUGGAUGGUCUGUUUUUGUCUGAAGAAACACUUAACAGAUGAUGAUCGUGUGAUGAGAGAACUAAAGACAAACACCUCCAUAUAUGUGCACUUUGUGUCCACUCUACUGGAGCAUCAUGACCAGAGUCAGUCUGUCCUCACCAUGCUGAGGAGUCUGGGUCAGCUGGCAGAGAGAGGAAUACAAAAUCAACAAGUCUUUUUUGAUGAAAAGAGUGUAGCCAAGACUGGCUUAGAUCCAGCUACUAAUUUGUUCUUAUAUAAAGGUGACCUUAGAGAAAAACAUGAACCAGUUUAUAAGUUUAUCCAUUUCAGCUUUCAGGAGUUCUUCGCUGCGCUUAAUUAUGUGUUGUUAGAUGAAGAAGUGUCCUGGUGGAAAGUCAGUGAGCUGUUUAAAUUGAUGGAAUCAGAAGCUUUAAUUUGCUGGUCAUCUCCUGUUUUGAGAAGUAGACUAUCAAAUCCCAUCCCUUCAGUCAUGAUGUUUCUCUGUGGUCUCUUAAAUGAGAAGGUGAGCAGCUCAAUCUUUCAAAAGAUCAGGUUAACGGUUCCUCACACCAUGAAACUGAAAAAAAGGGAACUAAAGAAAAAGUUGAUGAAAAGGAUUACUGCAAUGACACGGCAGUAUGGAUUUGAGCUGUUUGCUCUCCACUGUCUGUAUGAGUUCAAGGAUGAGAGAUUUGUCAUGGAAGCUCUUAAAACACACAACCUCAUGGAUCUGUCUAACAUUACUCUGAGGAGCACAGAUUGCUGGGUGCUGCUGUACUGUCUUCAGUGCUGUCCAAACAUCAGAUACCUGAACCUCAUGUACUGCGAUUUAACAGCUGAGAAACUCAAGAUUCUUCAGCCAGCGCUCUGUAUGUGUGAGAAUCUGAGGUUUUCAGUGGAGUACCUGUCAGAAGUUGGAGAUUUGAUCCAGAUUCUCUGGGAAGCUGAAAUCUUGAGAGAACUGAAAGUUCAGGAAGAUGAGAACAGUUCUGAAAGUCCCAGAUUCACUCGUGGAGAUGUCUUGUUGUCUUUGAGCUCCUCGGAGAAGAAUCCGUCAUUUCCAGCAGUCUUGAACAUCAGUCUUACAUGUCCACAAUCAGAGUUAUCCAGCACUGACUGGACACUCUUCUUACAGAGACUCAGCAAGACAGGAAAAGUAGCAGACGAUUCUUCAGCUCUUGAUGAGCAUGUCAGUUUGUUGCUGUCUUCAUUUCACUCUGUGGGUUUGAAGACGUUGAAUCUGAAGCUGGUCAGUCUGAAUAAGAGCUGGGCUUCUGGGAUUAUUUCUCUUGUCAAGACCUGCACCAGUCUACAGCAGCUCAAUGUCUGUGUCACUGGAUUGCUUUUGGAGGAGGGUCUCACAUUACUGAAGAAAUCACUGACAGAUCCACACUGCACUGUGAUCAUUAAAGGGAGGAAGUGCAGUAAACCCACUGACCAGUGCAAAGAACAGGACUGGAGUCACAGCUGUAAUGAGAAAGUGAAGAUUCACCUCGAACCAAAGGUUUUGGAAGAGCUGGAAGAUCUGAACAUCUCUGAGCCGGAACCAUCUGACAUGAAUCUUUACUGUCAGUCUUGUGUUCACAUUGUUGACUCUGAUCAGUGGGUUCAGGUGGAGCCGUCAGUCUGUACAGAUGAAGGAGGCUCAGAGUUCAGGAUCAGCACUCCGGCGGGUCGAUUCGAGUGCAGCAGGACCAGAAUGCGAUGGAUCUGUGCUGGUGACAUCACUCUCCAGUAUCGUGCAGUGGAUGGAGGUUUCCUCAGUGAAGAGCUGGAGAGGCUUCAGUGUGAGAGAAUUGGUCCUGUGAUUGAUGUGACAGUGAUCUCAGGGAAACUGGAGGAGGCACAUCUACCUCAUUACGCCUGUUUAGCAGAGUCAGACCCCUCUCUCAGAGAUGCUGUGAAGCUCCUCACCAAAAGAGAUGAAGGAAUAUCUUUACAAUCUGUAGAGCUGAACCGUUAUCAUGCCAAAAUAGUCCAACCAUCCUUCUCUCUUACAUCUCUAAUCAUAAGCUGGUUCAUAAAGUGGGAAGAGCACUGUAAUCUUCUUCUGUAUAUGCGGUGUAAAGAUCCUCUCAUUCUUCACAUCUACUUUUUUCCAGUGAAUGACACUUGUUCAAAAGGAAAAGUUGAGCAGAAUGAAAAAUCCAGUCUUUUGAUUAGCCAUCCCAGACCUAACAGACCAUUUCGGUUGAAAACACCUCACCUCCUUGAGGUUCCUGGUGCAUCUGUCCAUCCCAUAGAGGGGAUUUCAUUUAGAACAGACAUUGACCCAAACUUCUUCAAGGUCAAGCAACAUCAGCAUGACGAUGUAAAAAUGAAUCUUAUCAGAGAGGAGGACGGAAAGUCUGUAUGGAAGGCUACAAUAUGGAAAGAAGAAUUUGCCGCCAUAAAUACAAGGCAAGUCCAAGAAGAACUGCAUCUGUGUUCUGAGUUUGAUAAACUUCAAUUCUUUGAGAAACACAGAUCAACACUCAUUAAAAGAGUUAAAAAUGUGAAGAGCAUUGCAGAUAAACUGUAUGAGCAGAGGAUAAUUCAUGAGGAACUAUAUUCUGAAAUCACAUAUACAAAUUUGACCAGUCAGGACAGCAUGAGAAAGAUCUGUUACUCGGUGCAUUCAAGUGGUGUGUUUGCAAAAGGUAAAUUCAUUGUGGUUCUUCAGGAAGAAGAGCCCCAUCUCUUUGAAGAACUUGUGCGUUCAGAUGCUUAAUGAUCUCUUAGUGGAUAUAUUGUUUUAGAUGGGCAACUGUAAAUAUGAACAGCCAAAAUAUGCUGAAUGAUUAAAUGUUACUGUUUAAUUCUAGAAUGUAAGAUAAAUUGAUUUCUGGACAGAACUUGAAUAUAAAUUGAAUGAAUUUUAUUAAUAAUAAUAAUAAUAAAUAAUUGGAGAUUACUUUUUAGGUACUAAUAUUUUUACUAACUAAAUAAGACAUCACUCAAAUGUUCAGCUUAACUAUACAUAAACGCAUAAAACAUCUAGACUGCUGAAGUAUAUUUUUUUCUAAUAAGAUUGUUGAAUAAGGUGAAUUAAUUUUUUUUAAUGCAAUUUUUUUUUCAGAUUCAGCUGUGUUGUAUUUGGCAUGGUUAAUGCACAUUUAUAGUUCAACCGCUUCUUUGGUAAACUGCAUUUUGACAUUACAAAUAAUAAAAAGUUAACAUUUUGAUAUGAGCAUA